This is a messenger RNA of Pseudo-nitzschia multistriata, 2348 nucleotides long. The record is from the annotation of a GenBank genome assembly. Lineage: Eukaryota; Bacillariophyta; Bacillariophyceae; Bacillariales; Bacillariaceae.
CUCAUCUCACACCACCAGGAAACAACCACGCACACACACCACCAACGAGCACAACACAACCCAUCACGAGACAGCCAACAAACAAUGAACAACUUUGUGCUCCUCCAGUUUCGCUUGCUCACCGCCUUCUCGAUGGCAAUCGCCGCGGCGGCAUCCACGACCGCUCUCCGGGGAAGCGAGCAAACCCUGCCCGCUUCCGAAACGAGCAGCCUCCGCAACGGCCGAAGCCUCCGCCGCAGGCUCGAGGUGCACACGCCGACCACCUGCCGGCUCUUCCUCGACGAGAUCGCCUACAAGACCAAGGGCCCUAGUCCGGACGAAGACCCGCGGGUCGCCACCGCGAGGCGCGAGACCGAAUCGAAGGCGGAUCGCCCGAAAGCCGAAGAUCCCUUGGUCCUGGACGACCCCCUGGACGGGGACCGGUGGAUCUGCGAAAUAAGCUCUCCCGAAGAAUCCGCGCGCAUCGGGUGGCAGCUCGUGGAGAUCGACGGCCUGGAACGGGCCGUCGGCGUUGACGCCUCCUCUCUCAAGUCGGGGACGUCGGUUCUGACCAUCGGCAGAGCCAUCAUCGAAGACGUCGACACCAAUCCAAGAAUGUACAUUCCGGCCGGUUCCAUCCUCGACCUGCGCACCGAGGGAGGCAUCGGCACGGAGGGGACCUCCAUGAGAAACAGCCAGGACCUGCUGGCGGGCACGCAGCUCGCGGGGACCCGGGUCGAGACACGGGAGGGAAAGGCCGGGAGCGGCAAGAAGUCCCUGACCGUCCUCGCCGUCCGCGUGAUCGAUGCCAAGGGCCGCGCGCCGGACGCCGGCCUCAAGCAGCUGGAGAACGACAUCUUCGACGACGAGGUCUGCCUCCGGUCGCAGAUCGAGGCCUGCUCGCACGGGAAGCUCUCCAUCGAGCCCUUUUCGGGGCGUACCAAGACCAACGUGGCCAUCAACCGCGGGGUCGUGAACCUUGUUCUCGACUCCCACGACAUCUCCGCCGACAACGACUACAACACCCUCCUGGGGGCGGCCAUGAAGGCCUCCCAAGCCAAGCUCGGAGACCUCAUCAACAGCAAGGAGUUCGAUCUCGUCAUGAUGUGCAUGCCCCCCGGGACGCUCAAGGGCGGAGCCGAGUGGCUGGCCCACGCCUAUUCGAACGGGAAGAUGUCCUUCUACAACAACAGCUGUUCCCCCGUAUCGAUGCAGCUCCACGAAAUCGGACACAACCUCGGUCUCGCUCAUUCGGGAGACGAGAGAACCACCUACGGCGACAAGUCGGGCCUGAUGGGCAGUUCCAACGACCUCGACGACAUCCGGAUGUGCUACAACCCCGCCAAGAGCUACCAGCUAGGCUGGUACGACGAAAAAGUCAAGACCAUCAAUCCGAUUUCGAACAACAAGCCGGAUCUCCCCGUUCGCCAGUUUACCCUUCGCGGCGUUGCCGAUUACAACGCCAAAGCGGUCGACGAUGCACUCGUGGUCCUUCGACUGGAACAAACCGAUCUUGUUCCAGACUACUACGUUGGCUACAAUCGCAGGGACGGAGCCAACAGCGAUGUCAUGGAGGACUGGGACAAGGUCACGAUCGUGCGCAAGGAUUCCGGAAGCCCCUCCGAAUACGGCAGGUCGACCAAGGUCGCCAGCUUGUACGUCGGCCAAUCCUACAGGAUCAAGUCCUUCAACGGUCAGAGCAAGCGCACCGUCGAGGUCAAGUUCCUCGGUCUCCGAAACGGCUUCGGGGACGCGGUCGUCAAGGUCACGGACCUCCGAAACAGCCCUCCGUCCACCAACGGUGCAAAGGCCCCUCCCUGCAGGAUGCACUACGUCGACGUGAAAGCCGAUCUUUAUCCGGACGACAACGCCUGGUACAUUGCCAAAGAAGACUACGUCAACGGCAAGCUCGUCGAGACGGCCGUUGCGGCCGGCGAACCCAUCCUGGAGGCCUACGGCACGUCACGAACCAAGGUGUGUCUCCCCUACAACGCCAAGUAUCGAUUCGUCGUGUACGACCACUUCGGGGACGGCCUGCUGCAGGGAGACAAGGGGUACUACCGCGUGGCCGAUGCCACGGGCAAGGUUCUCUUCAAAUCGGACGACCUCACCCCAUUCAAACACGUCGUCCAACCAAUCUCGGUCGGUUCCUGCGAAGACAUGAACGGCGGACGGCUCAAGUGGAAGAAAAACAAGAUAAAGACCUGUGCAUGGGUCGCCAAGAACAAAAAGUGCAACAGGAAAUACGGCAGGUACAAAACGCCGCUGAAGAAAAUUUGUUCCCGGUCGUGUGGCGUUUGUGGGAAAUAAAAGCAUCAAGGGAACAGGGCACGAGUGGAGCACUCUUAACAUAAAUAUACAGUAUAGAA